Sphaerodactylus townsendi is the source of this 2290-nucleotide messenger RNA. It is a transcript of the gene FAM180B, whose product is annotated as family with sequence similarity 180 member B. The transcript is spliced from 3 exons. NCBI's taxonomy places the organism in Eukaryota, Metazoa, Chordata, Lepidosauria, Squamata, Sphaerodactylidae. The coding region runs from base 1 to 798 and encodes 265 amino acids. The record is from RefSeq and is a predicted model, not a curated record.
AUGGGGAAUGGCAUGAGCCUUUGUCCUCUGCGGCUGGAUUCCAAUGUGGCUCAGACCGACUUUAGAGGCAAACAUGUGCUGGAUUUCCAUGAGAAUGGCUACACCUGGACCAGAGAAGCUUACCUUCUGGACCUGCAGGGCGUUCCUUGCAGGCUGACGCAGGCAUUUUACUGCCCUAAGAUCCUGGAGCAGUCGCCAUCGCCACCCUUUUUUUUGAUCACAAAGACAGAGGAAACCCACGGCGAGGUGGAGAUCUCAAUGUGGGCCGGGCGGCUAAUUGUUCCUCACGAAGCUGAUGGUCAUCCCAGAGAUCUUGCAGAGUCAAAUGGGUUUGAGAAUGUCAACAUCAUGCUAGAGUUACUUUGGGGAGGCAUUACAAGUAUGACCAAUGACUCAAUCAGAUUUCAGGAUGAAGAGGUGGCCUCACUGCGUCCUGCAAAACGGUUACUCCAGAUCUUUCAGCAUGAGAUUCCAAAACAGCCGGCUGGUAUUGAGGAGCACUUGGAUCAUCUUUCACAAUCUGAUAUUUCUAUAACUGCAGAAGAAUUUGAGCAGCUUGUUUUCACUGCUGUUUACUGUGCUUACCAGAUUCGAGCCAUCCAAGGCCUGGAGAAAAACCUCUGGAUCAAUCUUUUCUCACAGUUGAUCACUGAAAUAAUCCGUGAGCUCUGUAAACAGGUCUGUCCUGUGGAAUCUAUGGAUUCUGUUCAGCUUCUGGCCUCAAGGCCCUGGCAGGAAAUACCUUUUUAUAUUACUGCACUGAAAAAUUCCUAUCAGUCUAAGCUAAUCAUGAACUGAAGACCCUGAGGAGACUCUGAGGCAAAAAUAUCAACUAUCAAUCCUAUAACUCUUACGAUAUGUACAUUAAUAUACAAUGUGUACAUUUUCUCUGAUAUACCAUAGAUCUCUUAUCUUAAAAAAUUAUAUUUCCAUGAUCAACUCAAGGCAGAGGUCCAUUCCUCACUGGCUAGUGAAGCAGCUACACACCGGCAUACAUGAUGCUGGUGGAGCCCCAGGACUGUUUGCACGUUUCCGUGCGAGUGGCCCUGGAGCUGCCGUGGCCUGUGGAGGUGCCUCUUGUUUUUAAAAAAACUGACCUUCUUUCCCUGCAGAGCUCCGCAGGGACGAGGGGAAACCUCCCCUUGGCCAUGGCGACACCCCAGGGAUUGGAGGGCAGAGUGGAUGUGACUCCCCAUUCCUGCAGAGCUGCACAGGGAGAGAAGGUAAGUUUUUAAAAAACAGGACGUGCCUAAAAGCGCCGCCCUCAACCUGGAGCCAUUCGCUCGGCACCGGUUGCAUAAUGCUGUUUCCGUCUUUUGGAGGUGGCAGCUGAGUGAACAGCGUCCCAGGAACGCUGUUUUUACCGUGCCUGGGGCGCUGUUUUGGCCUGUGUGGAACAGGCCAGAGCCUGCCUCCUGCAGUUCUCCUUAUAGGAUAUGCAAUUCUGAAGAAGUGUGGCUUUUCUCAUCCAGCACUGGAAUUGAACACAUAAAGCGCCUUAUACUGAAUACAUUUGUUGGGUUUUCAGGAUCAAUAUUGUGGUCUCUGACAGACAGCAGCUCUCCAGGGUCUUAGGUAGACAUCUUUCGUGGAGGUACUACCUGAUUCUUUUAAUGAGUUGGUGACUGAAUAUUGCUUUCAUUUGCUUUUACUGUUCAGCACGCAGAACUAACACCUGCUAACAUGUACACAGAUUAUUUCCUACAUAGGCACCUAGUCUGAAGACUGCUUCCCUUAUCAAUCCAUACAGUAGCCAAGACAGUAAUCAUUGUUCUCUGUCAUGUAUAUAACACAAUCAUAGACUUUAAUCAUUAGAUUAAGAAUCCUAAAAAUGUGAAAUGUGAAGAAGUGAGAUGUGACUCAUGAAAGUUCAUAUCCUGCGAGAAAUUUUUGUUAGUCUUUAAGGUGCUACUGAACUCUUGCUCUUUUCUGUUGCUACAAACAUCCUAAAGUCUCAGUUGAUUAACUUGUGGGGGCAAUGUUAAUUGUUAGAGUUGUCAGUUCAGGAACCACUUUAUUUUCCCACCUAUUUUGUUUCUCGUGUGUGACUGUAGUGAAUGAAACAACAUUCAAGAUGGCAUUUCUUUUUUUUUUUUGCAAAUUUAUUUAAAUUAGCCAGGGCUUGUUAAUUCAUUAAAAGGCAGAGGAUUAAUGCUCUAUUUUAUUUUAUCAUUAACUACUUUAUAAUUAACCUUAAGCAAAGCAUGUACAUUCUUAUUUCUGGAAUUGGUUAAGUGAAGCAAUCAGAUGUUCUUGAUCAAAUACCACAUUAAAUAUACAAGCAAAUCCA